CAACAACAAUCCAAAUGUCAUCCGCCAUUUCUAACAUUACUUUUCGCACAUAACACUCAACGCCGACUGAAAGUUUUAAUUCCUUUUUUUAAUAAGAAAUUAUUUGCCAAAGUUUUACGGUUUCUAACGAAUUUUAUUUGUAACGAAUUACAAAACAAGGACAUGAAUGACGAGCCAAAAUUAUCGAACCGUUCCCGAAAACGAGUACGGGAAGUCAAACGAAAAGCAAGACCAGAACUAAGUGACAAAGGUGCAUGGGUAGCUUUGAAUUAUGUGGAUCGGUUCAGUGAAUUUAAAGAUUUUGAUGACAACGUGGAACGGAUCAAUGUAAAUGAUGUGUCGUGCCAGGAAUUCAUUGAUCGUUUCGAGAAAUUAUACAAGCCGGUCGUGAUUGACGGGAUGCAGGAAGGUUGGAAGGCGAACCAAAAAUGGACCGUUGAACGACUGGCAAAAAAAUAUCGAAAUCAAAAGUUCAAAUGUGGCGAGGACAAUGAAGGGUACAGCGUUAAAAUGAAAAUGAAAUAUUACGUUGAGUAUAUGAGAACCACCAAAGAUGACAGUCCGUUGUACAUUUUUGACAGUGGAUUCGGCGAGCAUCAUCGGCGCAAGAAACUGUUAGACGACUACGAUAUUCCUAUCUACUUCCAAGAUGACUUGUUUCAAUACUCCGGAGAGAAUAGACGUCCACCAUAUCGUUGGUUCGUUAUGGGGCCAGCCCGAUCUGGAACAGGCAUACAUAUCGAUCCAUUAGGCACAAGCGCUUGGAAUGCUUUAGUUUUCGGUCAUAAGCGAUGGUGUCUGUUUCCCACUCAUACGCCAAAGGAACUCCUUAAAGUCACCGGUCAAAUCGGUGGUAAACAACGUGACGAGGCAAUUACGUGGUUCAAUGCCAUUUAUCCGAGAACUAAGAGACCCGACUGGCCGAGUGACUGUCAACCGCUGGAAAUACUGCAGAAACCUGGCGAAACGGUGUUUGUGCCGGGUGGAUGGUGGCAUGUUGUACUGAAUUUAGACGAAACUGUAGCUGUAACCCAAAAUUUCUCUAGUAAAACCAAUUUUCCAAUUGUUUGGCACAAAACAGUUCGGGGACGGCCAAAAUUGUCGAGAAAGUGGUUGAAAGUGUUAAAAGUAAAGGAACCGGAAUUAGCCAAAAUUGCCAUCCAAGUCAAUCUUGAAGAGAGUACUGGUAUGGCGUCGGACAGUUCAAGCAAUUCAAGUUCAUCAUCUUCCAGUUCCAGUGACGACGAUUCGGAUAGUGAUUCCAAUACCGACAGUGGCCAAGAAUCGUUGACAGCGAAAAAGAAAAAACGUCGAAAGGUGAACGAAGGAUCAAUGGCAUCGUCGUCAUCUUGAAGACGCUCUGCCGGAGAAUAUAGAUUUAUUAUAUAUUUUUUUGUACAAUCAAGGCCAAACUAAGUAGUCUAAAUGGGGAAUGCAAUCAAGAAAACAUUCCACAAAGAAGAAAAAAUGAAAACAAAAAUAACGAGAACGAAUAAGACGUUUUUAUUUAACUGAA
Molecule: messenger RNA, 1516 nt
Organism: Bradysia coprophila
Lineage: Eukaryota; Metazoa; Arthropoda; Insecta; Diptera; Sciaridae
Gene: JMJD6
Product: Bifunctional arginine demethylase and lysyl-hydroxylase PSR
Biological process (GO): phagocytosis
Cellular component (GO): nucleus; cytoplasm
Molecular function (GO): P-TEFb complex binding; histone H4R3 demethylase activity
Source: RefSeq, a predicted model, not a curated record